UUCAAAGACUCCUCUCAUUGCGCCCAGUCGCCAUGUCUUUCAUCCUCAUGAAGAAGAAGAAGUUUAAAUUCAAAAUAGACUUCGACUUGGAGGAGCUGUCGUCGGUUCCUUUCGUAAACGGAGUUUUAUUUUGCAAAGUGAGACUCUUGGACGGAGGCUUUGCACAGGAGUCGUCUCGGGAGCCUGUCCAAGCCAACUGUGUGCACUGGAAGAAAAGGUUUUCUUUCAUUUGUAAGAUGAGUGCCAACGCAGGGACGGGGGUGCUGGACCCCUGCAUGUCCCGAGUGUCAGUACGAAAGGAACUCAAAGGGGGAAAAUCUUUUGCAAAGCUUGGAUUUGCCGACUUGAACUUAUCAGAGUUUGCUGGGUCUGGCAGCACUGUGCGACGGUGUCUGCUAGAGGGAUAUGACACCAAGAACACCAGACAAGACAACUCCAUUCUAAAGGUUGUUAUUCACACGCAACUAAUGUCUGGAGACCCCUGCUUCAAAACUCCGCCGUCUACAGCCAUGACUCUGGGAAUCCCACCAGCAGAGGCAGGGGGUCUGCUUGAGGAUAGAAAAGGAGGAGACUUUCGUACAUCACAUUCAGGCGCUGGAACCCCAGUAAAGUCGAGAUCAGUCCCAGAGGAGAUGAUUGCAUUGAGCCACUCCAGAACAUCCAGCUAUGCAAGUCAGCUCUCAAAAAUGUCAGGCUAUUGUUCAAGCUAUUCAAGCUCCACAGAUCUGAGCCACAGGCGGAAUAGUUCAGGAGGUUCUGCCUCCACAGGCAUCGGUAGCAUUGAGCCUGGUGAUCAGCAGGGGGAGAGAGGAGAGAAAGAAAACAGGACCACUCCCACGUCCACAGGCUCUCCUGCCUGUUAUUUUGCAUCUGAAAAACUCUCCCCGCCAAAUAGAGCUUACAGACCUCCAGUAAAACAGAACUCAGUGGAGAAUCAACUAAAGCGAGUCGAUGCCACGCGGGUGGACGCUGAUGAUAUAAUAGAGAAAAUCCUGCAGGGCCAGGAUUUCAGCCAUGGCUUCUUGGAUUCCAGUGCAGAGGAGGAGGGGCUCAGCUUGUUUGUUGGACCCGGUGGGAGCACAGCUUUGGGAAGCCAACACAUGAGGGACGUAACCGGAGCCUUCGAACAGGUGGUCAUCAAGCGGUAGGCUUUAGUAGGCAUGCGUCUUAAACAAGAGGGACUACUUCUCCGGGGAAAAGCAGCAGGGCUGAGUAAAGGAGGUGCCAACUGAACUUACUCCUAUCUGACUUCAGGAGAUUUUAUUUCUGUUAUGCAACAUUUCCCCACAUGACCUAUGCAGCAUCUGUUGGCCAUGAAAGCCCCCUGGUGUUCAAAAUGUGGAGCUGAAGGACAUUAGUGAAACUUUUUGUGCACUGAUCACUUUCUUUCAUCUUCAGACUGUCAGCAUUUAGCUCUUUGAAACUUGGAACUCAAAUGUCUCUCAAAUGUAUGUCUGCCCAUUCAGUAACUUUUGUUUCAUUUUAAAUGAAAGUGCCUCUGCACUGAGAGACCCAUAUGUAGCAUUAAGUGUUAUAUGUAGUAUUUUAAUU
This is a messenger RNA of Xiphophorus couchianus (Monterrey platyfish), 1551 nucleotides long. Its product is annotated as protein FAM102B-like. The transcript is spliced from 11 exons. Bases 33 to 1148 code for a protein of 371 amino acids. Lineage: Eukaryota; Metazoa; Chordata; Actinopteri; Cyprinodontiformes; Poeciliidae. The record is from RefSeq and is a predicted model, not a curated record.